AUGGCUCCGAAAACAGGUAGUCCCUACAGAGUGAGCAAGCCACAGGUGAACGUAUUGGAUGGGAAACAUAUUAGUGCUAAGAAGGCGGCAAGUUAUCUACAUUCUGUUCGUCAACAGCAACAUCAAUUAAAGGGUCCACCCACUAUCACGUCUCUGACAACUGGCACCGGUGGUGCUCCAGCCACACAAGAGCCAUCAUGGAACCCGAAACAUUUCCGUUUAUUUGUUGGCAAUUUGGGCCCUGAUGCCACUAAUGAUCUUUUACGUGGUGCAUUUGGUAAGUACACAAGCAUGAGUAAUGUGCAUGUUCCCAUGGACAAGCAUACAAAGAAGCCCAAGGGAUAUGGCUUCGUUGCGUUUGCUAAUGCCGAUGACUACCUACAAGCUUUUAAGGAUAUGGAUGGAAAGUAUAUUGGACAAUUCCCUGUCCAAUUGAAACGUGCUGAGUCAAGUGUUCCAAAGAAACACAAAAGUAAGGGCAGAAGGUGA
Messenger RNA from Lodderomyces parapsilosis, 489 nucleotides. RefSeq lists its product as uncharacterized. NCBI's taxonomy places the organism in Eukaryota, Fungi, Ascomycota, Pichiomycetes, Serinales, Debaryomycetaceae. Bases 1 to 489 code for a protein of 162 amino acids. The record is from RefSeq and is a predicted model, not a curated record. The transcript has a single exon. Gene Ontology annotation, molecular function: mRNA binding.